This is a messenger RNA of Pseudophryne corroboree (corroboree frog), 6812 nucleotides long. RefSeq names its product sodium- and chloride-dependent betaine transporter-like. NCBI's taxonomy places the organism in Eukaryota, Metazoa, Chordata, Amphibia, Anura, Myobatrachidae. Gene Ontology annotation, molecular function: gamma-aminobutyric acid:sodium:chloride symporter activity. Gene Ontology annotation, biological process: sodium ion transmembrane transport. Gene Ontology annotation, cellular component: plasma membrane. The coding region runs from base 136 to 1974 and encodes 612 amino acids. The record is from RefSeq and is a predicted model, not a curated record. The transcript is spliced from 15 exons.
UCCUGACUCUCUGGAAGUGGCUGCGAGCUGCAGUGGUGUCAAUGUGACAUCUGCCUAUUCACAUCCUUUCCCCCUGGCUCCUUCAUCCCUGCGACUAUCCUGCCCCGGAGUGAGUGGACGCUUCCUCUGAGGGCCAUGGGUCGGAAGAACUGCGAGGAGGCCUGGAAUGGCCCAGAGAAGUCGGACGUCCUGUGCGCCUCAACGGCGGCUCAAGAGUCGGAGGAAAAGAUGGUGGAGAGGGGACAAUGGGGGAACAAAGUGGAGUUUGUCCUGUCGGUGGCCGGUGAAAUCAUUGGUCUCGGCAACGUCUGGAGGUUCCCUUAUCUCUGCUACAAAAAUGGAGGGGGAGCCUUCUUCAUCCCCUACCUCAUCUUCCUCUUCACCUGCGGGAUUCCGGUCUUUUUACUGGAGACGGCGCUGGGUCAGUACACCAGCCAGGGGGGUGUGACGGCGUGGAGGAAAAUCUGCCCCCUCUUUGAAGGUAUUGGCUACGCUUCACAGGUGAUUGAGAGUUACCUGAACAUCUAUUAUAUCGUCAUCCUCGCCUGGGCGCUCUUUUAUCUCUUCAGCUCAUUUACAGCUGAGCUGCCCUGGGCCAAUUGCAACCACACCUGGAACACAGCAAACUGCGUCGAUGACCUCAGACUUUCCGAGAACUUCACUGCGUCGCCGAACGCCACAUCCCCUGUUGUGGAAUUCUGGGAGAAUCGAGCGCUGGGUCUGUCUUCUGGGAUUGAUAAGCUGGGUCCUGUCCGCUGGGAGCUCGCCCUGUGCCUGCUGCUGGCCUGGAUCGUAUGUUACUUCUGCAUCUGGAAAGGAGUGAAGUCCACUGGAAAGGUUGUGUAUUUCACUGCCACGUUUCCCUACGUGAUGCUCAUCAUCCUGCUGGUUCGAGGGGUCACCCUUCCCGGAGCGUACGAGGGGAUUGUAUUUUAUCUGAAGCCAGACAUCUCCCGGCUCCAGGACCCUCAGGUCUGGAUGGAUGCUGGGACCCAAAUCUUCUUCUCGUAUGCCAUCUGUCAGGGUUGUCUGACGGCGCUGGGAAGCUACAACAAGUACAACAACAACUGCUACAGAGACUGCAUCGCGCUAUGUUUCCUGAACAGCAUUACCAGCUUCGUGGCUGGGUUCGCCAUCUUCUCCGUUCUGGGGUUCAUGGCUCAGGAGCAGGGCGUCCCUAUCUCUCAGGUGGCCGAGUCUGGUCCUGGGCUGGCUUUUAUUGCCUAUCCGAAAGCUGUGACAAUGAUGCCGGUGUCUCCUCUCUGGUCCUGCCUCUUCUUCCUCAUGCUCAUCUUCUUGGGACUGGACAGCCAGUUUGUCUGUGUGGAGAGCCUGGUCACGGCAAUCGUAGACAUGUUUCCGGAAGUGUUCAGGAAGAAGUACCGCCGGGAAUUUCUCAUACUGGGAAUCGCAGUCAUCUGCUAUCUGCUGGGCCUCAUCCUCCUAACUGAGGGUGGGAUGUACGUCUUCCAGCUCUUUGACUAUUAUGCAGCCAGUGGGACCUGCCUUCUCUGUGUCGCUAUCUUUGAAGUGGUGUGCGUUGCCUGGGUCUACGGCGCUGACCGUUUCUAUGACAACAUAGAGGAUAUGAUUGGCUACCGGCCGUGGCCAGUGAUAAAGUACUGCUGGCUAGUCACCACCCCCGCAGUGUGCCUGGGCACCUUUCUGUUCUCCCUCAUCAAGUACACGCCCCUGAAGUACAAUAACCGCUAUGUGUACCCACCUUGGGGUUACGCCGUUGGCUGGCUCAUGGCAAUCUCAUCGAUGAUCUGCAUUCCUGUCUACGCCGCCUAUAUCACUCUGAGGACCAAGGGUCCAUUUAUUCAGAGGCUGAAGCAGCUGGUCACUCCGCACGCUGACCUCCCACAGCCUAAGAAGUAUAGCUUGGACUGCAGCAAGCCCUGGAAACGUGGGGCAUUGAGUGUGGAAGCAAGAGAUGGACUCAUCAUGCCGGACAAAGAGACGCGGUUCUGAUGGGGCUACAACAUUCAUCACAACCCAGGGAGAUGUACAACUCUCCAUCUAAGCCACAAAGGCCUAUACACGCACAUCUAGUAGCACCUGGAACCCAAACAGUCUACCUGCCCCAAUACCCCACUGUCACGAUUCCUAUCCCAUAUACUCCUGACUUAUCUCCAUCUGUCCAGGCAAGCUGACCUCCAAUCCACCUUACUCACGGUUGUUUCUUCUAUCCCCAUCACACUUAUACACCCUGUCUCUGGUCCCUUCUCCAGCACCCUAUCUCUGGUCCCUUUUCCUACACCAUGUCUCUGGUCCCAUCACCUAAACCCUGUGUAAUGGUUGCUUCUCCUGCACCCUGUCUCAUGGUCACUUCUUCUGUACCUUGUCUCUGGUUCCUGGUCCUGCACCUUGUCUCUGUUCCCUUCUCCUGCACCCAGUCUCUGGUCCCUUCUUCUGCAACCAGUCUCUCGUCCCUUCUCCAGCAAUCUAUCUCUGGUCCUUUCUCCUACAUCCAAUCUCUGGUCCCUUCUCCUGCACCCAGUCUCUGGUCCCUUCUCCUACACCCAGUCUCUGGUUCCUUCUCCUGCGCCUAGUCUCUGGUCCCUUCUCCUGCACCCUGUCUCUGGUCCCUUCUCCUGCGCCCUGUCUCUGGUCCCUUCUCCUGUACCCAGUCUCUGGUCCCUUCUCCUGCACCCAGUCUCUGGUCCCUUCUCCUGCACCCAGUCUCUGGUCCCUUCUCCUGCACCCAUUCUCUGGUCCCUUCUCCUGCACCCUGUCUCUGGUCCCUUUUCCUGCACCCAUUCUCUGGUUUCUUCUCCUGCACCCUGUCUCUGGUUCCUUCUCCUGCACCCAUUCUCUGGUUUCUUCUCCUGCACCCAGUCUCUGGUUCCUUCUCCUGCACCCAGUCUCUGGUCCCUUGUCCUGCACCCAUUCUCUGGUCCCUUGUCCUGCACCCAGUCUCUAGUCCCUUGUCCUGCACCCAGUCUCUGGUCCCUUGUCCUGCACCCAGUCUCUGGUCCCUUCUCCUGCACCCAUUCUCUGGUUUCUUCUCCUGCACCCAGUCUCUGGUUCCUUCUCCUGCACCCAGUCUCUGGUCCCUUGUCCUGCACCCAUUCUCUGGUCCCUUGUCCUGCACCCAGUCUCUGGUCCCUUGUCCUGCACCCAGUCUCUGGUCAUUUGUCCUGCACCCAGUCUCUGGUCCCUUGUCCUGCACCCAGUCUCUGGUCCCUUCUCCUGCACCCAGUCUCUGGUCCCUUGUCCUGCACCCAGUCUCUGGUCCCUUGUCCUGCACCCAGUCUCUGGUCCCUUCUCCUGCACCCAGUCUCUGGUCCCUUGUCCUGCACCCAGUCUCUGGUCCCUUCUCCUGCACCCAGUCUCUGGUCCCUUGUCCUGCACCCAGUCUCUGGUCCCUUGUCCUGCACGCAGUCUCUGGUCCCUUGUCCUGCACCCAGUCUCUGGUCCCUUCUCCUGCACCCAGUCUCUGGUCCCUUCUCCUGCACCCAGUCUCUGGUCCCUUCUCCUGCACCCAUUCUCUGGUCCCUUGUCCUGCACCCAUUCUCUGGUCCCUUGUCCUGCACCCAGUCUCUGGUCCCUUGUCCUGCACCCAGUCUCUGGUCCCUUGUCCUGCAUCCAGUCUCUGGUCCCUUGUCCUGCACCCAGUCUCGUAGUCACUUGCGUUAUCCCCAUAAACUUUCUUUGAAGCUGAUUAUAUGCUGUCUGGAAUCUGACCCGUUCCUACAUGUCUCACUUUUUGGGACUGAUUUAUCAAUGACUGAUAAAACAUUUGUGAUUGAUAAAGCUUGUUGUGUAUGACAAAUGACAGGAGCUGAUUGGCUGGAACACCAUUUAUCAUGUGCAACGAGUUUUAUCACUCGAUGAUAAAUGGGCCACUUUGUGCCUCCUGUCCCUCACUCUUCUUGUUUCUCUAAACAGACAUAAUAAGACUAACAGACUCUACCAGAGGUUCCUCGGUUGGGUUCUACCUCAUUGGGCCAUUGUAGCAUGUAAGAUACCAUGGGAAAGGUGACUUUCUUUCCCUAUGUGUCAUAUUAUUAACAUGACAUGUAAUAUAGUGUACGUAAUUUUGUAGACUUAAAGAAUGUGUAUUCUGCAUAAAAUAUGUUAUUUUCUACCUUACAAUGGGUUCCUGUAACUGGAUUAGGUGGUGGGCUCGGACAGUGCCCGGUUCUCUGCUGCCUGCAAGACUGCCUGACUCUAAUCUGUCACCCUGUACCUCCAUAUCUGUCCUAUCCCUAGCACUGCCCUAUACCGCCAUAUCUGUCCUAUCCCUCGCACUGCCCUGCACCGUUAUAUCUGUCCUAUCCCUAGCACUGCCCUAUACCUCCAUAUCUGUCCUAUCCCUAGCACUGCCCUGUACCUCCAUAUCUGUCCUAUCCCUAGCACUGCCCUAUACCUCCAUAUCUGUCCUAUCCCUAGCACUGCCCUAUACCACCAUAUCUGUCCUAUCCCUAGCACUGCCCUAUACCACCAUAUCUGUCCUAUCCCUAGCACUGCCCUGUAUCGCCAUAUCUAUCCUAUCCCUAGCACUGCCCUAUACCUCCAUAUCUGUCCUAUCCCUAGCACUGGCCUGUACCUCCAUAUCUGUCCUCUCCCUAGCACUGCCAUGUACCUCCAUAUCUAUCCUAUCCCUAGCACUGCCCUGUCCCCCCAUAUCUGUCCUAUCCCUAGCACUGCCCUAUAAUACCGCCAUAUCUGUCCUAUCCCUAGCACUGCCCUGUACCUCCAUAUCUGUCCUAUCCCUAGCACUGCCCUGUACCUCCAUAUCUGUCCUAUCCCUAGCACUGCCCUGUCCCCCCAUAUCUGUCCUAUCCCUAGCACUGCCCUAUAAUACCGCCAUAUCUGUCCUAUCCCUAGCACUGCCCUGUACCACCUUAUCUGUCCUAUCCCUAGCACUGCCCUGUACCUCCAUAUCUGUCCUAUCCCUAGCACUGCCCUAUACCGCCAUAUCUGUCCUAUCCCUAGCACUGCCCUAUACCUCCAUAUCUGUCCUAUCCCUAGCACUGCCCUGUACCUCCAUAUCUGUCCUAUCCCUAGCACUGCCCUGUCCCCCCAUAUCUGUCCUAUCCCUAGCACUGCCCUAUACCACCAUAUCUGUCCUAUCCCUAGCACUGCCCUGUACCUCCAUAUCUGUCCUAUCCCUAGCACUGCCCUGUCCCCCCAUAUCUGUCCUAUCCCUAGCACUGCCCUAUACCACCAUAUCUGUCCUAUCCCUAGCACUGCCCUAUACCUCCAUAUCUGUCCUAUCCCUAGCACUGCCCUGUACCGCCAUCUGUCCUAUCCCUAGCACUGCCCUAUACCACCAUAUCUGUCCUAUCCCUAGCACUGCCCUGUACCUCCAUAUCUGUCCUAUCCCUAGCACUGCCCUAUACCACCAUAUCUGUCCUAUCCCUAGCACUGCCCUAUACCACCAUAUCUGUCCUAUCCCUAGCACUGCCCUGUAUCGCCAUAUCUGUCCUAUCCCUAGCACUGCCCUGUACCUCCAUAUCUGUCCUCUCCCUAGCACUGCCCUAUACCACCUUAUCUGUCCUAUCCCUAGCACUGCCCUGUACCUCCAUAUCUGUCCUAUCCCUAGCACUGCCCUGUACCACCUUAUCUGUCCUAUCCCUAGCACUGCCCUGUACCUCCAUAUCUGUCCUAUCCCUAGCACUGCCCUGUACCUCCAUAUCUGUCCUAUCCCUAGCACUGCCCUGUCCCCCCAUAUCUGUCCUAUCCCUAGCACUGCCCUAUAAUACCGCCAUAUCUGUCCUAUCCCUAGCACUGCCCUGUACCUCCAUAUCUGUCCUAUCCCUAGCACUGCCCUGUACCUCCAUAUCUGUCCUAUCCCUAGCACUGCCCUGUCCCCCCAUAUCUGUCCUAUCCCUAGCACUGCCCUAUAAUACCGCCAUAUCUGUCCUAUCCCUAGCACUGCCCUGUACCUCCAUAUCUGUCCUAUCCCUAGCACUGCCCUGUACCUCCAUAUCUGUCCUAUCCCUAGCACUGCCCUGUACCACCUUAUCUGUCCUAUCCCUAGCACUGCCCUGUACCUCCAUAUCUGUCCUAUCCCUAGCACUGCCCUGGACCUCCAUAUCUGUCCUAUCCCUAGCACUGCCCUGUACCUCCAUAUCUGUCCCUAUUCCCCAUAUCACUCAUAUCCCAUGCCCCUCACUCCUCCGGUCAUAUCUGUAGGACUGUCUGAUAGCACGUGUUCCCCCUACCGUCCAUACAUUGCACAUCCUACUCAAUAGCCCUCACUUAUUGCUGUCAGCUGAUGGAUUGCUGUUACAGAAGUCCACCAUCAGGGGGCGAUAUGCCAUCAUCACAUAGAGAUACUGGUUCUCUGAGCUGCAGCAUCAGUUUAGAUUAGAAUAAUGUAGAUAUGAAUGAGGUUAUUACACUGUGAUAGUAAAUAACAUGUCACGUAACAAUCCCGGGCUACUUUGUAGCUAGGAGAAAUUAGUUUCCUAAAACUGUCCCUUAUUGCUGAUGUUUUAUGCUGCUGCUGAUGUUUCUCUGUGUUAUUCAGACUAUGAUAUUUAUAUGUGAAUAUUAAUGCAAAAUCAUAGCCUUUUUUUAUAGUGCAUUAAUCACCUACACUCCGGUAAGCAGCCAUUUUAUGGGCUGAAGGAAUAAUGGGCCCUAAUGCAGCGUGGAUCACUACUCAGACUGAGACUGCAAUUUUAUCAAAACUGCUCCUGCUAAAAAUGGCGUGUGAAGAGCCGCCCAGAAACAGUAAAAGAUGCGAUCGCAACGCUGCGUAUGAAUUAGUAGAACUGUGAUCCAUACGCAGAAACCGAGUAACAUCGACAGUUGCGGUUAACCCAUUCCUACUCAAAAUAAAGCAAUUGCAGUCA